Oryzias latipes (Japanese medaka) is the source of this 2247-nucleotide messenger RNA. RefSeq names its product cytokine receptor-like factor 1a (gene crlf1a). The record is from RefSeq and is a predicted model, not a curated record. Gene Ontology annotation, cellular component: CRLF-CLCF1 complex; signaling receptor complex; external side of plasma membrane. Gene Ontology annotation, molecular function: cytokine receptor activity; cytokine binding. Gene Ontology annotation, biological process: positive regulation of tyrosine phosphorylation of STAT protein; cytokine-mediated signaling pathway. Lineage: Eukaryota; Metazoa; Chordata; Actinopteri; Beloniformes; Adrianichthyidae.
AAAUAGGAGGGGCUUAGGAAGUAUGAACUUGAGUAUGAUUUGGCUGCAGGAAGCAUUAACAAGGGCAACGACUCCAAACAGGAUCCCUCCUUUAGAACGAGUUUCUUUAUAAAUUCUCAGAUUGGGACUUUUCCGGAACGCGCUACACUUUUGGAUGGUUUGUCCUUUACGCGCGAGGGUUGUCUUGUUGUUCAGCCCGAGUCCGCGUUGUUUUUACUCCCUGCGCUGUGCGUAAUUUCGCGUCUGGGCUCGAGGAAGAGGGCGACAGCGCAGCCACACGAGGACGCGGAAUCCGCUCGGAAGUAACACUGGAAAAUGAAAACCGUGCUGGGUUUGUGCUUGGUCUUCCUGGCAGCGCGCGCUCCCGGCGUGCUGUCCCUGUCCACACAUGUACCAAUCAUCCACCCCCAGGACCCCGUCCUUCGAAUUGGCUCCAACUUGACGGCCAGCUGCUGGGUCCACCCGGACCUGGGCAUCCACGCCAGCUCGCUGUACUGGACCCUGAACGGACAGCAGCUGCCCAGCUCCCUCUACAGAGUCCUGAGCCCGACCAACCUCAGCGUGACGCUGGCCGCGCUCAGUGCCUCCAGGCAAACAUCUGGAGAUAACCUCGUCUGCCAUAACCACAAGGGACACAUACUGGCUGGCUCCUGUCUUUAUGUGGGCAUGCCUCCAGAAAAGCCAGUCAACCUCACCUGUUGGUCCAAGAACACCAAAGACCUGACCUGCAGCUGGGCUCCUGGAGGAAGAGGAGAGACUAAUAUCAGCACAAAAUACAAACUGAAGUACAAACUCAGAUGGUACGGCACAGAGAAGGAGUGCAAGGACAACACCCACACGCUGCCGUACUCCUGCAGCAUCACCCAGGACCUCCACCUCUUCACGCCAUACGAGAUCUGGGUGGAGGCCUCCAACCAGCUGGGCAAGGCGAAGUCUGAUGUCAUCACAGUUGACAUCCUAGAAGUAGUAACCACAGACCCUCCGUCAGGUGUGAUGGUCAGCCGGGUCGGACAGUUGGAGGACCAACUUAGCGUCCGCUGGGAGGCCCCACCCGCUCUUAAAGACUUCCUGUUUCGAGCCAAGUACCAGAUCCGCUACAGGCUGGAGGAAAACCAGGAGUGGAAGGUGAUGGAUGAUGUUGGAAAUCAGACAUCCUGCAGACUGGCCGGACUCAGACCUGGAACGGUGUAUUUUGUUCAGGUCCGGUGUAACCCUGUGGGCAUCUACGGCUCUCGCAAAGCUGGGAUAUGGAGCGAGUGGACCCACCCGACAGCUGCUUCCACACCCCACAGUGAGCGACUGAUGUCGGGCUCCUGUGACUCCAAGUCCAGUGGGGAUUCGAACUCCACCCUGCGGCGGGAGCUGAAGCAGUUCUUCGGCUGGGUGCGGAAGCACGCCUACGGCUGCAGCAGCAUGUCCAUGAAGCUGUACGACCAAUGGAGGGUGCUGAUGCAGAAGUCCCACAAAACUCGCAACCAGGUUCUCCAAGGGGAUAAAUCAUAGCACACACUGGCGUCAGAAGCAGAAAUUAGUGAAUGCAGUGGGUGUUUUUUCUGUAUGUGUGACAGAGAGACGACGCUCGCAUAUUGGAAUUAUAAAGACAUUUUGUACCGGCCACCUUCAUCGGGAAGAGGAGAUGCCGUCAGUCUGAGCACAUGACCACCAGUGCUGCGUUUGCUUCACGCCAUUGUUGGACCCCAGUAAAAACAUUUGAGGUUAUUUGAUCGAAAGGACCACAGAGGUGAUCCAAACACUCACGUUUGCCUCAACAUCUGACGUUUCAAGUGCUCUUCCUGUGGAUCCUAAGCACCAUCUAGUGGCUGAUCUUCACCCGUGGAUCCUCCACCUCCUCACCUCGAUGCAAAGAGAAACAGUAUUUCUGAUUAUCGCUUUGUUAUAUAAUGUGCCAAACUUUUUCACCCAGGAUCCAUGUAUUUCUGAGUGACCGUAUGUGACUGAUGACGAUUCGCUGCCUUUAUUUUUGUACUUAUUAAUAUGGGCAUAUUUAAAGUAUAAAAUUAUGUUUUAUAAUUCUUAAAUUAUAUUUAGUUACUAAAGACUAUACAAUGACUGAAGUUGUUAUUAAUCUCUCAUGAUGUUCCAUAAAAAUGCUGCCAGAAACUCUGAGUGUGAAAAUGAGAGUGGAUUGAUUGAAAGGCACAUUCAGGAAGCAUUUUAGGUAGGAUAACAAUUCAAAUCAGGUGACAAUGAAGGGGAAAAAAGAGAAAUAUAGCCUGAAAGUUUUUU